GCGAACCAGGCGAAUGUGCUCACUUCUCCAGAGGAGUUCGAAAAAACCGAACCUGAUUGUUCCGCAUCGAGUGAACAAUGUAGAUGAGACGAAGGCGGAAAAACUCUCAAUUUUAUUUUAUUUUUUAGUUUAUUCAUAUUGAAUUUUAAAAUUAAUUUAAAAUAAGAAUGCAAGGUUGGUGAGAUAAAAAGAAUCAUAAUAUCGGUUAGGAGUUAAAUGAUUUAUCGCUUUCCAGUUUCGGGAUGAAAAUGUGACAAAAGAAAUUUUCAUUUUGCAGUUUUUUAAAAAAGGAGGCGAAAAAACGGACGAAAUUUUUCCUGGAAUUUUGAUUUGCAAUUUCAUCCGGCAAGUUGGAUAUUUAUUUCAGUGAAGAUGGCUUUAUGUCGAUUAUGUGGUGGAGAGCUGCUACGAUGUUCAAUUUUUCUAGUCUCAAUUUUCAAGUUUUUGGAUUAUGGUUUAGCUCAGGAUAUAUCAAAUAGUGUCAGCAUAUGUCCUGAAAUCAGGCCGGGAGAAGAUGACUUGCCAGGUUUCGAUUUCAUCCGAAAAUUCAGAUUGGAUGAUUUCGAAUUCGAUUUUCCCGGCGUCAAGAAAGUGAAAGGCUCGAACAGGAUGCAGACGGCGUACAGAUUAUCAAAGCGGGCAGAUCUCACAUUGCCAACAAGGUCGAUAUUUCCCAUCGGCUUACCUGAGGAGUUCUCCUUCGUGGCAACCUUCCGGAAGAAGAAUGGUCGGAAAGACCCCUGGUUCCUCAUCAGAAUUAACGACAUCCUGGGGAAGCCCCAAUUCGGCAUAACACUUUAUCCGAGGAAACAGAUGCUGGAGUUCUACGCGCUGGAUUUUGAAGGAAAGCUGCAGACGAUAAGAUUCGGAGAUGUCGAGGUCGAUGACAACCAAUGGCACAAAAUCGACUUGAGCGUUUUCCAAGACAGGGUCGUCUUGUACAUGGACUGCGAGAAACAGUCCUCCAUGGCCAUCGAUCUCAGAGGUCCGAUAGAUGUUAAUGGCGACAUAAUGAUAGCCAAGUAUCAGGACGACAGCGACACCGUGCCGCUGGAGCUGCAGUGGAUGGUAAUGAGUUGCGAUCCGACAAGGCCAGAAAGAGAAACUUGUGAUGAAUUACCUCCUAAAAAGAAGAAACCAGUUGAUGAAAAAUGCCCUAUUUGUCCUCCUGGAGCACCUGGUUUCAACGGAACGGAGGGGCCUCCCGGCCUUCCUGGUCCACCCGGUCUGCCCGGUGAACGAGGACCACAAGGACUGCCAGGAGUGCAAGGACCCAGGGGCAUCACUGGAGAACCGGGGAUACCAGGUCUACCAGGACCAAUAGGACCACCAGGCCCCAUUGGACCUCCUGGAAGAUCGGGUUUGCCUGGAUUAAGAGGUGAUAUAGGACCACAAGGCCUUCCUGGUGUACCAGGUCCAAAAGGAGAAAAAGGAGACACUGGCACAGCUGGUGAACCUGGCACACCUGGGUUCCCAGGUCCUAUGGGACCUCGCGGUUUGCCAGGUGCUCCAGGAGAUGCUGUUGUGGUCGAUGGAUUGCCCGGACCACCAGGAGAUCCCGGCCCACAAGGACCGCAGGGAGAACAAGGCUUACAAGGUUUACCAGGUGUACCAGGAUUGUCUGGUAAAAAGGGAGACUUGGGACCUGCAGGACCACCAGGACCAGAAGGAAAAAGGGGAUUUCCAGGAGAACGUGGAGAAUCAGGCCUUCCAGGACCCAUAGGACCUCCAGGACUACCUGGUUUACCAGGUAGAGAUGGAAUUCCUGGAACAACUACAGAAAUCGCAGUUAUCCCAGGUCCUCCCGGAUUACCCGGAGAGCAAGGAGAGAGAGGAUUACAAGGACCAAAAGGAGAAAAAGGAACUAGAGGAGAUACUGGAUUGCCUGGACCGGAAGGACCGAAGGGUGAAAAAGGCGAGAGAGGUGAUCAAGGAUUUCCCGGACUGGACGGACAAAAGGGAAAUAAAGGAGAAAUGGGACGAGCGGGCGAAUUUGGUGCAAAAGGAGAAAGGGGUUUUCCAGGAGCACCGGGUCUCAGAGGUGAGCCAGGUCUAAUUGGAAUGCCUGGACCCCCAGGUGUUCCUGGAACAAAUGGAUUACCGGGACUCAAAGGAAGCAAGGGUGAUGCCGGAGAGCCUGGAAUGCCUGGAGACGUAGCGAAAGCCGGCGAUCCUGGCCCUCCAGGUCCACCAGGCCCAGCUGGAGAGCCUGGAAUUGAUGGGACAAAAGGUCAACCUGGAUUACCUGGCCCUCCAGGUGCUGUAGGGCCUCAAGGGUUACCGGGACCUCCAGGACCACAAGGACCGCAAGGCAUAGAAGGGGCUGAGGGCCCUAGAGGAAACAAGGGAGACGUAGGACCACGAGGACCAGACGGUCUGCCCGGCGAACCUGGAAUUCCUGGAAAACCAGGUCCCGUCGGAAAACCGGGACUAAAGGGAGAUCAAGGUGACAGAGGUCCAAGAGGUCUCGAAGGCAUCCGGGGUCCACCUGGUCCAGCCGGCUCUUCAGGUCCAGUUGGACCUGCUGGACCGGCCGGUUUGCCAGGAUUAGUUGGCUUCCCAGGACCUGCGGGUCCACCAGGUCCUCCUGGGCCACCAGGACCAAAGGGUGAAAGCGGGCUCGUUAGCUACGACAUUGAAGGACUUGUUUCUUUACCAGGACCACAGGGUUCCACUGGUUCUAUGGGUCCACCUGGAAUGCCGGGAGAAAGAGGACCUCCGGGGGAAAGAGGACCUCCGGGAGCUGCGGGGCAGAUCGGUAUGCCCGGACCUGCAGGCCCUCCCGGAAUCGCCGGGAAUCCAGGAAACAGAGGACAGCCAGGAAUGCCAGGUUUGCCAGGACCUCCAGGACGUGGUUUUACAGAAGAAGAAAUGAGAGAAAUAUGUGCUUCAGUCCUCAGAGAUCAGUUAGCUGAAUUAACUGCAAAAUUAAGAGGUCCACCAGGACCUCCUGGUCGUGGUAAGCCGGGGCGUCCAGGUCCACCAGGUCAACAGGGACCAUCAGGAGAUCCUGGAACCCCUGGUCUACCAGGUGAGAGAGGAUUCAUGGGAUUGCCUGGAAUGCACGGGCCAACAGGUCCUCCGGGACCAAAAGGCGAGAAAGGUGAUCGAGGAGACAGAGGUCCGGAAGGAGUUGGCAUAGAGGGACCCAUGGGUCUUCGAGGCUUACCAGGUCCACCAGGACCACCUGGUGUUGGUCAACCAGGCCGACCGGGGGAAAGGGGCCCCGUCGGAAAGCAAGGAAUUCCAGGCAUGAGAGGACCACCGGGACCACAGGGUCCGGCUGGAUACUGUGAGCUCUGCAGCUACCAGGGGGCAGAUAUCAUGAAUGUGCUGCAUGCGAGAGGACCACCUUCACAAGACAAAGGACCGACCAGCUAGAUAAGCCUGCACAGACCUCCUCAACUUAAAAAAAAAAAAGAAAAAGAAAAAGGGAGAAACUUCUUGUUUCGGAUAGUACAAUAAAGUUCAUUUUUUUUAAACUGGAAAAUGACAAUAUUGGUUUAAAGAGCUGAAAGUAAACAAGAAUCAUCCAAUUUAUUCAAUAAUCUAAUAUUUACUUAAUGAUGGGCUUACAAUUGUAUUGAAAGGGUACUAAAAUUUCAUUUUGUUGAAAGCUUUCUAACAUCAAAAUUUCAAAAAAAAAAAAAAAAAAAUAUCAGUUUUACUUAUAUAAAUAUUUUAAUUAUUAGAAGAGAAGAGAAUCAAAAAGACUUUUAUGAAAUUAUUUUUAUAAAAUUCUCUUGAAAAAGUCUCGCUGUUUUUAAACUUUUAAUUAAAAGAUUUUAUUUUUUGAAUAUUGUUACAAUUUGAGCAUUAAUAUAUUAGAAAUUCUGUUUCUUUCAAUAAUUCUUUUUCAAAUUCCCUUGAAAUCUUUCUGUAUCAUUUUACGGGAGAUGAACAGAUUUUUAGAUAGCUGCUAUUUAAUAAAUUGCAAAUGCUGAAAGUAUAUUGAAAAGUUUAUUUAUAGUAUAAGUGAAAAUAUAUGCAGAGUGUACCAAACAGCUGUUAUUAAAAAAGAUUUCUAAAUGGAAAUGCUUAAAAUAGCAUGCAAAUGAAAAAUAAAAUACAAUUUAAUUAAAUUUAUAUAAAUCAGGAAUUAAAAUAAUAUAUGAUGGCAUUUUUAUGAUUCCAAAUAAUAUCCAUUAUCGUUUUCUGACACUCAUUGAUACAUUUUCAUUUUUUGCCAUCCUCUGUUAUCGGAAAAGACUUGCACUUAAAUAGUCAAUAUUUGUUUAAAUGGAUGUAUUGAUUUUUUUAUUAGUUUUAAAACGCAAGAAAAAUUGUAUUAAGGAUUACAAUUUUGAUUUUUAAUUAAUUAUUUGUAUUUUUAAAUAUUUAUUGUUGAUAUAAAUAUAUAUAUAUAUAUAUAUAUAUAUUUUAUUUCUUCAUCUCUAUCCUGACCAAAAUAUAGCAUUAUUUUAAUUAUUUUAAAAUACUGUGCGGAAAAUUUGGUGAUUGGAAUGAUGAGUCAUUUUUAUUAAAUUUCUUUUGUGUUGCCAUUUAUUAUUGUCAUUAUUAAAUAUUUGCCUGCAACAUAAAUAAGACCUUCACAUUUCAUCGAUUUUACGAAUGAAGCAACUGCGCUACAUCACUCACUAGAAUAAAACAAUAUGUAGUCUCUCUGCACCACGAUUAACGACUGGCCGAUCAUGAGUUUGACUGCAGAAAUGUAUCAUUGCCGGAGAAGUGCGUCCUUCAGGGAGAUUUCAUCUGCUGCCUGAUAAUUAAAUAAGUGUAUUUUAUACUGAUGAAUUUGUCUAACAUUUAACAUGCGGAUCCGUAAUAUAUCAUUUGGGGGAUUUUGAUAAGUAUUGUUGAAGGAAUAUUCUAAUAAAUUAAUUCAUCAAAUGACAAACAUUUCUUCAUUUCAGAUGCUUUUAAUGUCUGAAUUUGUUGUUAUCUCCGUUCUUUAUUUUUUAAAUUAUAUGUGUUUUAUAAAAUGUCAAACAAUUUUUAUACUAAUAAGAGCGUAUUUGUAUUUUGCUCAAUCUAAGCACUGCCAUUAUCAUUUUGUUGUAAUAUCUUUUACUGCUAUUUUUACCGAAAGGCUUAUUUCAUAAUCAUUGUCUUGUUAAAAUUUCCUUCAAGUAUAAAGGAUAGUUAUACAAUAGAAAGGGUCAACGUAACUUUUACUCUUAAGUUUCUAUUAUACAUUAAAUAGUGUUAUUUUUAACGUGAAUGCUAUCACAUAACCUAUUUUUGUUAAAUUUCUUUCAUUGGCAGUCAAGAAUUGUAUGAUAAAUGUAAUUGUAGAUAAAUUCUUACCUUAUUCGUAAAUAUUAUUUCAUAAUUAUGGCCAUGUUAAAAUUAUCUUCAGUGGAAGGUAAUAAAUAUUUCAUUGCUAUACAGUUGUUUUCAUUACUAAGCGAUGCAUUAUACAAUGUGUAAGAAUAACAGAAAAUUCUGAAAAAUGUUUCAUGUUAACUUCUCAAAACACACGUAAUAUAUAAUUUUAACAUUUUCAUUGUGUUAAGUAAAUGAACGAAAAAUGUAUAUUUCAUGUAUUUUAAUGCGAGUUGAUUGUGUGUAUAUACAUUCUCAUAACUGUAUUUCCUAGUGUGAUGUAAUUCAUGAGCAAUGCCGUGUCUCUCCGAUAAUUUCUUUUAUAAAUAAA
Molecule: messenger RNA, 5617 nt
Organism: Argiope bruennichi
Lineage: Eukaryota; Metazoa; Arthropoda; Arachnida; Araneae; Araneidae
Product: collagen alpha-3(IX) chain-like
Exons: 41
Coding region: 373-3381 (1002 amino acids)
Source: RefSeq, a predicted model, not a curated record